Messenger RNA from Papaver somniferum (opium poppy), 687 nucleotides. RefSeq lists its product as uncharacterized. The coding region runs from base 34 to 537 and encodes 167 amino acids. The transcript is spliced from 3 exons. Lineage: Eukaryota; Viridiplantae; Streptophyta; Magnoliopsida; Ranunculales; Papaveraceae. The record is from RefSeq and is a predicted model, not a curated record.
AUUCGUACCUCUGAUGAAUACAUAAACAUACCAAUGGUUUCUGUAAAAAGAUCUUCAGGAAGUAGAAAAUCAACAGAUAAUAAUAACAGUUCAGAUGAUGAUGAGUUUUUAUUACCACUCUAUGUCUCAACAUCAUCCAUUAAUGGUGGUAGCAGCAAGAAAGAAACGAGUACUUCUCGUUCAACAAGAUUCUCUGUUUCUGAAAGAUGGAUUCAUGUUAUUCCUAUGAUUGUUUUCGUCUCUGUAUUGAUUCUCUACUGGUUUUCUCAUCCAGUUGAUGUGAAGAUAGCAGGCGGAAGAAUUAUAACUGUAGGACAAAUGCCGGUGCCAGAGCAAUUUAAGAACAAUACUAAUGGUGGUAAUCAAACCGCAUUGUAUUCUUCGGCUAGUGUUCCGAAAAACGUAGAGAUAAAGCUUCUAACAAGUAGAACUAUGCCCGUCAAAACAAAUAUAACAAGUAAAGCUAUGCAGAUCAAAACCAAUACAACAAGUAAAGCUAAGGAGAUCAAGGAAAAUAUAACAAGUAAAGCUAUAUGAUGGACUCUCCUGCAAAUCUUAAUCCUAUGUACAUUGUCGAGCUCUUAUUUUUACUCAUAGGCAGAACUCUACAGCAAUCUCUUCUCGGCGACUGCAGCAGAAACAACAGAAUGCAAAUCAAAAUCAAAGUUAACAAACAGCAAUGACAGU